This is a messenger RNA of Dictyostelium discoideum AX4, 2670 nucleotides long. Its product is annotated as centrosomal protein 103 kDa. The record is from RefSeq and is a predicted model, not a curated record. Lineage: Eukaryota; Evosea; Eumycetozoa; Dictyosteliales; Dictyosteliaceae. Bases 1 to 2670 code for a protein of 889 amino acids. The transcript is spliced from 2 exons.
AUGGGCAUCGAUAAUAAAAAGAUAGUUGAUGAAUUAAAUGAAUCAACAUCAUCAUCAUCGUCAUCAUCAUCGUCAACCUCAAUAAAACAUGUUAUUGAUAAAGUUUUAAUAAGAUCAACAAACACAACAACAAUAUCACCAAAUUUAAAAUCUUCAAAGAAACCCAAAAAAACUAUUUUGGAUAAUAAAAAAGAUUCAGAAGAUUUAUUUGAACAACCAGACCAAUUAGAAACAAAUGUUUCCUCAACAAUUUCAUAUUUAAUUGAAUCAAAGAAAAAACUAUUUAAUCAAGUUCAAAUUGAAUUAGAUAAAUCAUCAAAUAAAAAAAUUGGUAUUAUAAAUUUACAAAAUGAUAUUAAAACAUUAGAGAUUGAAAAAGAGGAAGCUAUUAAACGAAUUAAAGAUGCAGAAGAUGGUAUAAUCAAUAGAAUUGAAAAGACAGUUUCAUUCGAUAGAGAAUUAAGAUCAAGAUUAUCAUCAAUCGAGAGUGUAAUUAAUAUAAUUGAAUAUUUUGAACAUUACAAUCACCUAUUACAACAAUAUCAACAAGAGAUUAAAAGUCAACAAUUUAUAUCAGCAACCAACACAUUCAUUAAAAUGUCUGAUUGGUUCAAUCAAUCAAACAAUCAACCCUAUGAAUUAUCAAUGAUUCUAUCAGCACCAACUCAACAACCAAGAAUUAUACCAUCAAUUAAAGAUCAAUUAAAAAAAAGAAAGAAUCAAUUAAAAUCAACAUUAUUAGAAUCUUUUACAAAUUCAAUUAUUAUAACUUCAAAUUUUGAAAUUCAAUUAUUUCAAAUUGAAAAUAAUAAUAAAAAAUAUCAAUCAUCAUCAUCUUCAUCACAAUCUUAUACAGUAGAUUUAAUUCAAUCAUUAGAAUUAUUAGGUUUAUUUAAUCAUACAAUUACUUCAUUUACAUCUACUUUAUUUCAAUCAUUUUUACAACCAAUUAUAAAGAAAUUAAAUUCAUUAGUUCAAGAUGAUAAUUAUUUUAUUAAUAAAAUAAAUAAACAACAACAACAACAAAGAAACCUAUAUAAGGAAGAAGAAAUUGAUAAUGGUGAAUUAAUUUGUUUUAAAUUUUGUGAAAAUGAUGAUAAUAAUAAUAAUAAUAAUAUAGGGAAAAUAAUAACUAUUCCAAUGAUUUAUGAGUUUAUAAUCAAAUUAUUUGAAUUUUUAAAAAGAAAUUUAUUUGGAUCGUCAAAUGAAGAAAUUAUUAAAAAAUUUGGACAAGAGAUUUGGAGUGAUCUAUCUCAAUGUAUAUUGGAUGAAUUAUUAAAAUAUAGAAUACCAAAAGAUAUAAAUCAAUUAAAUCAAUAUCAUUCAACUAUAAAAAAUUCAACAAUUGAUUUUGAAUCAAAAAUUACGAAUGAUAUUUUAUUUUUAACAAAUAAUAAUAAUAUUAUCAAUUCAUCAUUAUCAUCAUCAUCGUCAUCAUCAAAAAUUAUAAAAACCAAUCAAUUAACAGAAUUUGUAAAUAAUAUUGAAUUCCAUUAUUCUGAAAGAAAAAGAAUGUUACUUUUAUCAAAAGCUAGAGAAAUUAUAUUAAAAGAUAGAUAUCAAUCAAUUCAAUCAAAUGAUUCAAUUUUAUUUUCAAAUUGUAAUAUAAAUAAUAAUAAUAAUAAUAAUAAUAAUAAUAAUAAUAAUAAUAAUAAUAAUAAUAAUAAUAAUAAUAAUAAUAAUAAUAAUAAUAAUAAUAAUAAUUCAAUUUGCACAAUUCAAGGAUAUUAUUUCGAAAAUAGAUUAAUAUUAGAAUCAACUAAUUCAUUAUUAUCAUUAUGUAUUUCAACAUUAAAAGAAUCAAAAAAUGAUAGUAAUAUAUCAUUUCAAAGUUGUAGAGAUAUUUUUGACAUUUAUCAAGCAAUCUAUUUAAAACAUCAUAUUUCUAAAUUAGAAAAAGUACCAACUUUAGCAUGUUUAUUUUAUAAUAGUUGUUUAUUCUUUUCUCAUUGCUUUUUAAUUUUAUCAAUUGAAAAUAAUAAUAAUAAUAAUAAUAAUAAUGAUAAUAAUAAUAAAAAUGAAAUAUUUACAUUCAUUGAUUUUUCAAAUAAAUUUAAAGAAAUUGGUAAUAUAUUUUUUAGUAAAUAUAUUAGAGAACAAUUGAAAUGGAUAUUAUCAUUUUUAGAGAAUACGGAAUUUUCAAAUCGUUUAGAGAAUACUAAAGAUCAAUUAGUGUUUAGUAAAAUUCAAAAUAAUUUCACAAAUAUGAAUAAUGAAUUAAAUAGAUUAUCAUGUAUUUGGAAGGACGUUUUCCCAAGAGAAGAUUAUUUUGAAUUAAUUUCAAAAUUCUCUGAAUCAAUCAUAGCAACCAUUAUAAAGAUGAUUUUAAAAUUACAAAAUAUUGAAAUGGUAGAAACUCAAAAAUUAUCUGAAUUAAUAUCUUCACUAUAUCCAGUUUUCAUUAGAUUUUUCAUUUUCAAUGGUGAAUCUGAAGAUUUACAUAAGAAUAGAAUGAAAUUAGUUAAAAGUUGGAAAAAGUUUUGGCAAAUUAAAAUGGUAUUAGAAUUACCAUUAAGUGAAAUAGUUGCACUCUAUAAUAAAGGUCAUCUAAAUAAAUUAUCAAAUAAUGAAUUAAGAUUAUUAAUCUUAAGUAUUUUUGAUGAUUUUGAUUUAAAAACUCAAUUCUUAUCACAAUUAAAUAAACAAAUUCAACAACAAUCUAAACAAUAA